UUUUAUUCAGACUGUUCUUUGCCGCAUGAUAAGGGUGUUUCAUGCUCUGGCACCAACUCUCCAAACCAAAAUUCAAAACAAUUUUAUUACAAUUCACAGACCGGUUUUUACCUAUUUUUUAAAUCUCAAAAAAGUUUAAAGGUCUUUGUCAACCUUUUAUUUACAAUGGAUGUGAAGGAAACGAUAAUCGUUUCGAAUCUGCUAGUGCCUGCAGAAAGGCUUGUAGUAGCAGUGAAAAGAGGGAUCCGUGGGUUUUAGCUAAACGUUGCAACGCUUCUUACCUCAUCCCUGACGGCAACUAUAUUGAAUGCCCUAAAGAAGGCGGAGGUGGUUGCCCGGAAGGGCAUGAAUGCUCUCGUCAAAAAGGUGUUUGCUGCCCUACAAAAAGUUGUUUUUAAAGAAAAAAUUAAAAAUUUUCUCUUCAGAAUUUUUGUGUUCACUCCCCGACGAUUCCGGCACUUUUGCUGAAGGAGUUCCAGAUAAGCCUAGAUUCGCCUGGAGUUCUCAAGUUAAUUCUUGUUGGCGUUUUUCUUAUUAUGGAGCUAAAGGGAAUUAUAAUAAUUUCCCCAAUUUUCAAGAAUGCGUGAAUUUUUGUGGAAAUGAAAAAUAA
Messenger RNA from Meloidogyne enterolobii, 610 nucleotides. Lineage: Eukaryota; Metazoa; Nematoda; Chromadorea; Rhabditida; Meloidogynidae. The record is from the annotation of a GenBank genome assembly.